Molecule: messenger RNA, 4554 nt
Organism: Pogonomyrmex barbatus (red harvester ant)
Lineage: Eukaryota; Metazoa; Arthropoda; Insecta; Hymenoptera; Formicidae
Biological process (GO): phosphorylation
Molecular function (GO): kinase activity; ATP binding
Source: RefSeq, a predicted model, not a curated record
UAAUUUUUAUAAUUGCUUUGAUAACGGAGUGCUAUAAUAUCAACUGAUAAUUACGAUAUAUUAUCUACGAUGUUCUUAACAUAAUAUGUUCAAGGACCAGUAAACAAAGGAGAAUUACAUAAUAGAUAAAACAGCGUAUAGCAGGAAGAAGUCAGAUGAUAUAUUCUUUGUUCGGACGCUCAUUUAAUAGGUGUAUGUCAUCAUUACUACUUGUGGUUACAAGAUCAUUUAAUCCGGGGAAAUAAAGCACAUUAUCUGAUAAUGAAUCUCGAUAACAGGCCUUGAAUCAUUUAAAUCGAAGUAAACGCGAUAACAUACCAGUAUUCUGAUAUCCGUCGAUGUAACAAGAGAGGGAAAAGUCCGAGAAGUCCUCUAUUAGAUAAUUGCACGUGUAUUCAUAUAUACGUGUGUCUGUGUGUGUAUAUAUAUAUAUAUAUAUCUUUUGCAGUGUGAACGGGAACUUAUUGUGCAAUUUCUAGCGCUUGUGCAACAUUACAUGAUAACGUUUAUUACAUUCAACAUGCAAAUUAUAAUCCCGAUUGUUAUUACUGUAUGGAUUUAUUUUUGGUUUAUAAAAAAGCGGCUUUCGCAUUACCUGGGAUUAGACAUACAAUUUGUCCUAAAACGAUGGUGGGCUCUUUGGUGCAUCUCGAAGAAGAAGAGAACAGUUAGAAAGACAAGUAAGCAUAACGAAGCACUAUUUUAUAUAAAAAAAAUCUUGCAACCACAUUCGGAUGAAUCAAAAACUAUUAUAGAUGAAAAUAGUUGCGAUAGCCUGUCCUUUUAUGGUGCCGAUCAAAAAGGUAAUUCGUUAUUUGUUAAAAUAAAUCACAGAGGGUAUCGUACAGCGGAAUUGAUGCUGCAAGUGAUCUUGUCGGACGGUCAAGUCUACGUGCCACUCGAUUAUCCUGACACACUUGCGACAGAAAAUACUGGUCAAAAAUGGUCAGCGUCGGGUUUAAAAAUUGAGACGUUGGAACCGCGACAACGUUGGAGAAUUACCUACAACGGUCUUCUCCGGAACCAGUGUCAAGGAGACACGUCCAAUGACGACAAUGUGGAACACAUUCGUUUAAAUUUUAUAUUUAUUGGCAAGCCCCGAUUGUUAAAAUGGCCGGAUGAUUGGAGUACGUAUUUGCAUGCGGACGCUUUAGCACGUGAACCAUGGAGGAGCCCUGAUUGGAAGCACAAAAUCAAAUUGAUAGAUUACACGGGUUUUGAUCUAUGGGGGUCCAUUAUCGGGCAGAUUACGUUCAAAGAUUCAAGUGCAAAUGCGUUGUAUUUGCGAGGACUUUGUCAGCGUCGUUGGGGCAAGCACGAAUCUUAUCAAUUUCAUCGAACCGUCACACUUUUUGGUGUGACAAAACAUGGAGCAAUGUAUCAUCUUGGUGUGAGCAAUACCAAAUAUAGCUUUUCGCACAUGCAGUUUGGAAAUCUUGAAGCAGCAUCAGGAAGCAUAAGCAAAAUUGAUUGGAUGGAUCUGAAAUUGAGCGAUUUUGAAAAAGAAGACAUAAACCGCUGUGCUCCUAUGAACUACAAAAUUGCAUUUACAGCGGCUGGGAAACAAUACAAUGCUGUUAUCAAUUAUCCAGUGGGAAAUGCAAUAACUUGUUACAACGGCCAACCAUGGUGUUGGACUUAUACAACUCGUAAUUUGCGUGUCGAACUAAACGGUAGCACAGGUGUCGGAUUAAUGAUUAUACAUUGUCCGUACUCUGGACCGAAGCAAAUCAAGACUCCAAUCGCGAGAAUUCAACCUCUAACGCGACCCGAUACAUUUGCGCAAAAAGAUAAAUACAUUUUGCAUUUUGAUGAUAAGCAAUGUCAAAAUGAAAGCGUCGUCGGGGGAAAGGGAUAUUCUCUUGCCAUUCUGACAACUACUGUCGCUGAUGAUUUUGUGGUACCUCAAGGUUUCUGCGUAACGAGUUUUGCUCUGGAACGACAAUUGCAGCAUCACAAACAAUUACAAGACGCAAUUGCUGAUAUAAUGAACGUUACAUUGGAAAAAAAAGAAGACUUUGAGAGUUAUUGUCAAAAGGCGAUGUCCAGCAUUAAGAAUACUCCUGUCGAGGAAGAAAUUGCGAAGGCGAUAUUACAAGGUUUAGAGAAAUUGGAAUCGUCUGUAAAUGAAAAAGAUACACAUGAUCGGCGUUACGCCGUAAGAUCCAGCGCGAUUGGAGAAGACAGCGACGAAACUUCAGCUGCUGGUCAAAACUCGACGUAUUUAGGCGUGAAAGAUGCGAAUGAUGUUAUUAAAUGUGUUGCCAAAUGUUGGGCAAGUAUGUUCUCGUAUCGAAGUAUCGAAUACAGGCGACAAAACGGACUACCUCUAAAAUCCAUGGCUGUUUGUAUUCAGAAAAUGGUUAACGCCGAAGCGGCCGGUGUCAUGUUCACUAGACAUCCCACGACUGGAGAUUCAUCCAGCAUUGUUAUUACAGCCAAUUACGGUUUAGGAGAAACGGUAGUAUCGGGGACAGUCGAACCGGAUACUUUGACGAUUCAUAGAAAAUGGGACGACACUUUGAGUAUAGGAGCGUUGACAGUAGGAAAUAAAGAGCAGAAGAUCUCACUGAACGACGAUGGCGUAAUUACUAGUACUUUAAGUGAACAGGAAAUUAAGAACAUUUCGAUAUCCGAUACAACAGCUCUACGAUUAGCUAAAAUAGGGUUGCGCUUGGAAUCGCUUUUUGGAUCUGCACGAGAUAUAGAAUGGGCGGUUGUCGGUGAAGAGAUCUAUCUGCUGCAAGCACGACCCAUUACAACCAUUAAUGCAUGGACAGAUUUUGAAUUAAUGCACGAGUUAGACUCAGGGGUGCCUUGCGACGUCGACGUAAUGACUUUUGCCAAUGUCGAAGAAGUGCUUCCUUAUCCCAUUAGUCCUCUGUCAAUCUCCACGUUUGUAAAAGUUUUGAAUAUAUCGGUUGCUUCGAAAUUCAAUAAAUUUGAAAGCGCUUACCUUCACGUGAUUGGUAUGAGAUGUGCGUUAAAUUAUAUGGAAACAACUUUACAAGAUAUUAAUAAAGAAAUAACGUUGUCGAAUAAAAUAAUAGAUCUAGCUAUAUCCGGACGUGUAAUAGUGACGCCUGAAGUACAUGAGGUAGCAAUAAGAAAGUACGGUAUUAUGAACAGAUGGAAGAGCAUAUAUAUGAUAUAUGACAUGUUUAAAUCAAUGUGGACGAAUAACGCGAGGGUAAAAGAAAUGGUUGAUAUAUUAUCCAAAUAUACUCUGGAUGCUGAUGCAUUCGACAAACCUCGUGAUUUAUAUAAUAUUUUAAAUAAGAAAUACAAAGAAAUUUUUUUAAUAGGCAUUGGUCACAACUUAUCGUCUCUGGUGAGCGCAAUGUAUCAAAUGAUAGCAUUGUCGUUCUUAACAAAAGGAAGCGAUAAUUUUACAUCUGAUCAUCUUGCGGACAUUGGUAUUUUGUUGAGUUCAUGCACCAACGUUAUCAGUUCUGAAGUGCCAAUUGCCCUCAGCAAAAUAGCAGCAUGCAUCAGAAAAAGCGGCAAAGCAGAUGAGUUUAGCAAAAUCGAGCCUACAAAAGCUAUGAAUUGGUUGGAAUUAAAUUGUCCUCCGGCUAUGGAAAAAUUGAAAACUUUUUUUGAAACGCACGGUCAUAGGUGUGUUCAUGAAAUGGAUUUUAUCGCAGAACCUUGGAUACUUAAACCUGAUAGUAUCAUUAGUACUAUUCAGACACUAGCGACGUCUCUUGAAGAAAAUUAUGUGAAUAAAAUACUUAGCGUGAAGGAAACUGUAGAAUCUAUGAAGACACCCAUGUCAUCGUUUACCAAGUUCGUUCUACGGAAAAUUAUACCUUUUUGUCGAAAAGCUGUCACACUUAGAGAAACGACAAAGAGUAUAAUCGUAGCUGCUCUGCAUAAAUUGAGAUUAGCUUAUAUACGACUUGGUGCUUUGAUGGUUGCGGAGAAUUAUAUACCUGAUGAACGCCUUAUAUUUUUCCUGACACAUCAGGAGAUUGGACAACUCUUAAACGAGCAUAAUCCGUUACUCGUGCGAAGAGCGCUACGUAGAAGAAAGAUUUAUCAACAAGUAACAAAACACAAAUAUCCGGAAUUUUGUACUGGCAUGCCCAUACCAAUACAGGAGACUUUCGAUGUCUCAUCCUACAAAGAAAGUAUAAAAAUUGAGGGUACUUCGGUUUAUGGCGGUUCUGUGCUAGGCAGAGCAUGCGUAAUAACCAAUCUGUCCGAAGCAAAAAAUAUACAACACGGAGAUAUUUUGAUCACACAUUGCACUGAUAUCGGUUGGAGCCCAUAUUUUACAUUAUUAACUGGAAUCGUAACAGAAUUGGGUGGUCUUAUAAGUCAUGGUGCUGUUGUAGCAAGAGAAUAUGGUCUUCCUUGCAUUGUGGGUGCUAAAGGCGCGACUCAAUUUUUUCAAACAGGUGACACUGUAUUAUUAGCUGCAGAUGUUGGCACAUUACAAUUGAUUAAAAAAGCCUAAUUAUUCAAUGAUAUAUGAAAUAAAUUUUUAUACGAAAAGAUUUUCAUUAUUGUGCUGCGCAUAUUACAAAUAUAUCUUACAAAAAACACAAA